Mya arenaria is the source of this 843-nucleotide messenger RNA. RefSeq lists its product as uncharacterized. The transcript is spliced from 5 exons. NCBI's taxonomy places the organism in Eukaryota, Metazoa, Mollusca, Bivalvia, Myida, Myidae. Bases 1 to 843 code for a protein of 280 amino acids. Gene Ontology annotation, molecular function: nucleic acid binding. The record is from RefSeq and is a predicted model, not a curated record.
AUGAAGGAUUGUCCAUCGGACAAGUACUUCCGACAGAUGUUCGCUCGCCAUCCAGACAUAACGGAGAAAAGGGCAGAGACUCUGGACAAGAUUCCUGACUCUUGGUUGUUCGGGGUCAGUGAGUCAGGUUUCAUUAACACAGACCUCUUCCAUAAAUGGUUUAUGAAAAUAUUCUUCGCAAACUGUUGGAGCGUACGACCAGUCCUGUUGAUCAUGGACAAUCAUGAUGCGCAUGUUCAUUUGCACACGAUCAAGGCUGCCAUAGAAAAUGAUGUGGUGUUGCUAGGACUGCCUGCCCACACGACCCACAUAAUGCAACCACAGGAUGUCAAGGUCAUUGGUCCAUUGAAGCUCGUUUUUCAAAGCUGGCGACGAAUAUUGGGUGUAGCUGGGACAGCGGCGGAGACGUGCCCAACCUGGGGAGCAUUCAGGGUAAAUCCACUUGUAGCGCAGGGGCUUAUACCCGAAUCCUUAGGCCACAUCCUCGUACCCCCUAGAAUGCCACCGAUGCAGGCGAAACGGCGGAAAAGCAAGGCUGUAAAGUCAGCACGCAUACUCACAGGGGAGGAAAUGUUGAAUGAGCUCCAGGUAAAUUUAUAUAGAGAAAGAAAAAAGAAAACAGGACAUUGCCGAGAGAAAACUGCAAAAAGAAAAAAAGAGGCAAUGGAGAGAAAAAUGAAAUCUGUAGAAAGGAACAGAAACGCCGUGGAAAAAAGGAAAAGGGAGGAAGAGGCAAAACAGAUUAGACGAGAAGAGAAAGAAAGAAAAAGGCAGAGACAACAAGACAGAAAAACAAAGAAAAUGGACAAUGAGGAUAUUUUAAAAAUAAUAGCUGAACAGUAG